This is a messenger RNA of Helianthus annuus (common sunflower), 2237 nucleotides long. RefSeq names its product amino acid transporter AVT1A. The transcript has 12 exons. Lineage: Eukaryota; Viridiplantae; Streptophyta; Magnoliopsida; Asterales; Asteraceae. Bases 313 to 1917 code for a protein of 534 amino acids. The record is from RefSeq and is a predicted model, not a curated record. Gene Ontology annotation, cellular component: plasma membrane.
UUCCCAACCCUAUAAACAGCUGUCCGUCAAUUCACCUUCUCUCUCCUCCGGUCUUUUCGCAACUCCCAUCAUGUCUUCGUACGAUCUUGACAGAUACACCUCAUGGUCGACUAGAUGCCUAUGCGAUGCAAGAUCAUCAUGCCACCUUGAUUCAUAAACUUGUUUUUUUUUGUUGUUCUUAUAUUAUAUUAUUAGUUCACGUAACUAUCUGAUCACAGUAGAUCUAUAAGAUUGAGAUUGUUUGUCAUUUCUGAUCUGGGUUAUUCGUGUAACGUCUUCUGGUUGUGAGUUUUGCUUAUUUUGUUGACAAUAAUGGCGGAUAGGUUUGGGAAGGAAGGUGAUUAUUAUUUGGUUGAAGAUGACGAUGAUGAAGAUAAUGAUGAUAUUGAAGCAAAUGAUAGUGAUGAUAAUGAUGAUGGGAAUGAUGAUAUUUCGAGUCGUAGGUCGUCGUCUUCUCAAGUUUCUGCGGGGCAGUGGCCACAGAGUUUCAAGCAGACACUUGAUCCUUUUUCGCUUUCAGCAACACCAAGUUUGGGAUUCCUCAGACGACCAUCUGGUUCUAUAUAUUCAAUGUAUGAACCUAACAUCGAUAGUAACUUUGAUGGCAACUUCAAGUCCAAGUUAUUGUCAGAAUGUUCAAAGGUUUAUAGCAAACAAGAUUUGGAUAGAAUUUCAAGAAUGAUAUCGACAUGGUCAGGGCGAGGAACCAUACCUGAUCAACUCAUCGAUGAACUUCCCAUUACAUUCGGAUGCAGCGUCACUCAGACUGUUUUCAAUUCGGUUAAUGUGAUGGUUGGAGUCGGAGUGCUUUCUAUGCCGAAUACAAUAGCAGAAGCCGGGUGGGCGGGCAUGGGCUUGUUAGCCUUGUUUGCAGUGAUGUGUUGUUACACGGCUUAUCUCAUGAAAAACUGCUUUGAGAGCAAAGAAACCAUCCAAAGCUAUCCUGAUAUUGGAGAAGCUGCAUUUGGGAAAUACGGGCGUCUAAUCAUAGCAAUAAUUUUGUACACAUCCCUCUACGCAUAUUGUGUGGAGUUCAUUAUAUUAGAAGGAGACAAUAUUGCUAGUUUGUUUCCUGAUCUAUCCUUGCAUUUCGGCGGUCUCAAUAUGGACUCGGUUCACUUCUACGCCAUUCUUUCUGCUGUCAUUAUGGGACUCACCCUUUUGGUGAAAAACGCGCGAGUGAUCUCACUUCUUUCAGCUACUGGUGUUGUGUCCACUGUUAUGGUCCUUUUGUGUGUGUUCUGGCUUGGCACAGUGAAUGUUGGCUUUCACGAAAAUGGUCCACCCAUUAAGUUUGGUGGGAUUGCUUUCGCGCUUGGUGUAUACGGAUUUUGCUUUUCGGGACAUUGUGUUUUUCCUAAUAUAUACCAGUCAAUGGCUGACAAAACCAAGUUUACAAAGGCAAUGAUAAUCUGCUUUGUGUUGUGUGUUUUUUUGUACGGGAUUGUUGCCGUUAUGGGUUUUCUCAUGUUUGGAGAACAAUCUUUGUCCCAAAUAACAUUGAACAUGCCUCAAGAUGCAAUUGCAUCCAAAGUUGCACUGUUGACAGUUAUCGUCAACCCAUUCACCAAAUAUGCUUUGCUAAUGAACCCAUUGGCUAGUGCCAUUGAAGAGCUCUUGCCUGCUAAAAUUGCGAACAGUUAUUGGUGCUUUAUUAUUCUACGGAUCGCGCUAGUCGCAUCCUCUAUUUGCGUUGCAUUUGCUCUUCCAUUUUUCGGUCUCUUGAUGGCUUUAAUGGGUUCGGUUCUUUGUAUUUUGACGUCCCUCAUAUUACCCGCUUUAUGCUUUUUGAGGAUCAAUGGGAGUAAGGCCACAACCACACAAAUUGGUUUGAGCGUUUCUAUUACGGUAGUGUCGACAAUCUGCAUGAUUGUAGGGACAUACUCAUCCUUGGUGGAUAUCGUGAACUCAUUCUGAAAAAUGAACGAUCUCUCUUGUCUGUGCGGUUCUACUUAUUUACUUCAGAUAAAUAAAUAUGAAUAAUCUAGUUUAGAGGCUAUGAGUUGAAUUUUGGUUAAGUAUGACUAGAGAUUUAGUUUCGUAUUGCUUGGCAUUGGUUUUGACUUGAUAUAACACCGCCCUUGAUCCUCUUUUGCAUGGCCAAAUCUGUUAGCAUGUUUUGUUGUUGUAACAGAUAAAAGUUGGAUGCUAGUUUUUUAUGUUCAAUCUAGGAAUAUAUUGUGAUUCUUUACCUAUUUUGUGCUCUUUUAUUGAAAUCUAAUAAUUUUUUUUUGUUU